Zophobas morio is the source of this 1006-nucleotide messenger RNA. Its product is annotated as peptidoglycan-recognition protein SC2-like. The transcript is spliced from 3 exons. The record is from RefSeq and is a predicted model, not a curated record. Bases 104 to 907 code for a protein of 267 amino acids. Gene Ontology annotation, biological process: peptidoglycan catabolic process. NCBI's taxonomy places the organism in Eukaryota, Metazoa, Arthropoda, Insecta, Coleoptera, Tenebrionidae. Gene Ontology annotation, molecular function: N-acetylmuramoyl-L-alanine amidase activity; zinc ion binding.
AUCUUCCCACCGACUGCAUUUCGUCUCAUGUUCUUAAACCAAGCAAGUGUAUUUAGAGGCGCGAGCAGAAAAAUCAAAAUUUUGGUAUUUAUGACAUAAGAAAAUGGCAAUCGGUGUAGUUCCGGGGUCGUCAACCGCCCAUAAUAACAAUGACAGUGAAAGCGAAAGUUGUAAAACAUCUAAAACUUGGCAAAAUUUAAAAGAUACACGAAUAUCAAAUUUUCGGUUAAAACAUAUUGUUAGUGUGUUAGUAUGUGCCCUGGGUCUAAUGAUGAUUUUAAUUACUAUAUUCAUAAUUAUUCUGUCGGUGAGGGGCAAUACAACUUCAAAAAGUACAAACGUCGCAGCUGAAGAGUCCAUGUUAGUUGACGACUCCGGAAAUAAGCCGAAACUCCCCGGGAAAGUCAAGCUCGUUUCCCGCCUGGAGUGGGCCGCACAACCCCCCGUGGAACCCGCCACACCCCUCCACACCUCCGUGCCAUACGUGAUAAUCCACCACACACAAACCGAGAACUGUUCUUCUCAAGCCCAAUGCGUCCUCCAGGUUCGCUUCAUCCAAACCUACCACAUCGAAAGUCGCGGUUGGUGGGACAUUGGCUACAAUUUCCUAGUUGGAGGCAACGGCGAAGCCUACGACGGCCGGGGUUGGAAGUCCGAGGGGGCGCACACUUCCGGGUACAACGCCCAAAGCAUCGGAAUUGCCUUCAUUGGGACUUUCGAUCGUUACAAACCGCCUGAGAGACAAAUUAGAGCUUGCAAGCUUUUGAUCGCAAAAGGGGUGGAGCUGGGCUAUAUUAAGAAGGAUUACAAGUUGCUGACGCCGAGGCAACUCCAGACUACGAAAAGUCCGGGGGAUGCGUUGUAUGAGGAGUUGAAAACGUGGGAGCAUUGGGCCGAAAGUCCGUAAGGUAGCGCGAAAGAACUGAUAUUAAGAAAUAUUUGUAUGUGGCUCAGAGAUACUUGUUUAAAAUCUGUAACAUAAAUACUAAUAAACGGAAACACUUUU